Molecule: messenger RNA, 1276 nt
Organism: Humulus lupulus (European hop)
Lineage: Eukaryota; Viridiplantae; Streptophyta; Magnoliopsida; Rosales; Cannabaceae
Product: protein DEHYDRATION-INDUCED 19-like
Exons: 5
Coding region: 215-919 (234 amino acids)
Source: RefSeq, a predicted model, not a curated record
ACAACUUUCUUCGUCUUCUUAUUCUUUUUCCCAUUUCUCUCUAUUUUUUCUCAUAUUUGAAGUUCUUUUUUUUAUUUAAUUAAUCUAUUAUUUCUGUAAAAUUACUUACUAUCAAAAAAAAAAAAAAAAACUUGAGGAAGAACAAGGAGAAGAGGGAUCGGAAGAAAAGAGAGAGAGAGUGAAAGAUUGAAAGGGUUAGCGUUUGAUCUGAGAAAUGGACUCUGAUUUCUGGACCUCUCGUCUCGCCGCCGCUAAACGCCAAUAUACGUUGCACCACCAUAAUCAGACCUCUCACCUAGAUCGGUUGGGCAUAGAUGAUUUGGAGGUUGAAGACGAUAUCCGACCCGAGUUCCCUUGCCCCUAUUGCUACGAAGACUUUGACAUCGCUUCCCUCUGUUCGCAUCUUGAGGAUGACCACGCUUGCGAAUCCAAAGCCACCGUUUGUCCAGUAUGCUCUGUUAGAGUUUCAAGGGACAUGCUAAGUCAUAUCACCUUGCAACAUGCACACUUGUUCAAGAUCCAACGUCGUCGAAGGCUACGCAGAGUUGCCAUUCCUAACAGUCAAGCUCUGUCUCUUCUUGGUCGGGAUCUUCGUGAAGCUCAUUUGCAGGUGCUUUUAGGUGGUGGUGGUGGUGGUGGAUAUCGAUCAAACAAUUCUAGUGUUUCUAAUGCAGCCACUGAUCCACUCUUGUCAUCUCUUAUAUUGAAUUUCCCUACAUCUGAAGCAGAAGAAAUUUCUAAGUCUGUUGUUGCGAAUUCUGAUGACACUCCUGUGAAGAAAGUGGCACCAGCUCAUACAUGGAAAUCAAGUUUUGAUCCAUCCUUGAGUCACGAGGAACGCGAAAAAAGGAUGAAACAAGCUACUGGGAGAGCUGGUUUUAUGCAAGAUCUGUUCCUCACAACACUGUUAGGAGACUAAUGUAAGCAGCAAAUGCUCUUCAAUAAUGGGAAGAAAGUUAUUCAAAGUCCUUAUUAUAAGGGAUGGUUCAGGGUGGGGAUUCAAAUGGUUGUAUGUACCUUGUAAGAUAACCCAAGGCAUGGCUGGGUAUGAGUAAUUGCAGAGCAUUCAGGCACUAAAUCAGGCCCCAUUGAGAUAAUCCCAUCCUCUUUUUACCUGAAGAAACCAUGGUCUUUUAAAUUUUAGGAAAGACUUAAUGCUGUGAUGUUGUUAAGUUACUACCCAAAUAGUGGAAAAAGAAAAAAACUUAAUAUGUUACUUUUGUAAUUGUACUACUAGUUGGCAAGUGUGAAAUUUGAGCUCUUUUUUUCUUCUUUA